Messenger RNA from Trametes versicolor FP-101664 SS1, 2067 nucleotides. RefSeq names its product metallopeptidase MepB. Bases 1 to 2067 code for a protein of 688 amino acids. The record is from RefSeq and is a predicted model, not a curated record. Gene Ontology annotation, molecular function: metalloendopeptidase activity. Gene Ontology annotation, cellular component: mitochondrial intermembrane space. NCBI's taxonomy places the organism in Eukaryota, Fungi, Basidiomycota, Agaricomycetes, Polyporales, Polyporaceae. Gene Ontology annotation, biological process: peptide metabolic process; proteolysis. The transcript has 13 exons.
AUGACAUCCCCGCUGACCGCACCCCAGGCUCCUCCAACAUGGACACAUACACCUGAAGAGGUGCAAAGGUUGGCGAAUGCAGCAAUCGCGGAGUACCGCGCCACAGAAGACCGCGUCGCUGCCUUCACGCCGGAGGAGUGCAACUUCGACUCGUUCGCUCUCGCCCUCGCCGAAGGCAAGCGCAUCGCAACAGUAGAACCCCUCGCAUUCUACCAGAACGUGUCUCCGUCCCAGGAGCUCCGGGAUGCCGCCAACGCAGCGGAAGUUGCCGUGAAAGAUUUCCUCGUCGAUUCUUCGAUGCGCUUGGACGUCUUCCGCGCAAAGCAGGCAGCCAAGAAGAACAUCGAGGAAUCGAAGCGAGUGCUCUCGCCCGAGGAGCGCAGGCUUGUAGACAAGAUGAUUCUUGAUGGAACUCGAGCGGGUCUCGCGCUGCCUGACACGGAGAGGGAGAAAUUGACUACGCUCAACAAGGAGUUGUCCAAAACGUGUAGCGAGUUCUGUAAAAAUUGCAAUGAGGAGAAGGGCCACGUCUCGUUCACGCCGGAGCAGCUGAAGGGUGUUCCUACUGAUGUUCUCGCUGGUUACACCAAGCGCGCCGAAGGUGACCAGGAGGUCUACGACAUCACGUUCCAGUUCCAAGACAUUCUUCCACUUCUCAAAUUCGCCGAGAACCCGGAAACGCGCCGUGUCGCAUACCAACGUUUCGAUGGUCGUUUGGCUACCAACGAGCCCAUGCUUGGAAAGAUCCUUGACCUCCGCCGUCAAGUCGCGAAGUUGCUGGGAUAUGCCACGUGGGCAGACUAUGUCACCGAGGUCAAGAUGGUGAAGUCAGGGAAGGGCGUCGAACAGUUCUUGACAGACGUUCGGGAGAAACUUCGCCCUGUGGGACUGAAGGACCGCGAGGCACAUCUCGCGCUCAAGAAGAGAGAGCACGAAGAGAAGGGCUUCCCAUUCGAUGGCGAGUAUUACGUGUGGGACUCCAAGUAUUACGACCGGUUGUACGUCGAAGAGAGCCUCAGCCUGGACGACCAGCUCGUCAAGGAAUACUUCCCGGUGUCCUUUGUUGUGCCGACAAUCCUCGAGAUUUACCAGAACUUGCUCGGCGUCACGUUCGUGCAGAUUCAGGGAGAUACUUGGCACCCCGGCAUUCCUCGCCCGGACGCGUCCGCUCAUCUGGUGCUUUUAGACGUGCAGCAAUACGCUGUCUGGGAGAAGGAUGCCCAAGAUCAAUCCGACUUUCUCGGAUACUGUUACCUCGACAUAUACCCUCGAGAAUCUAAAUACCAGGGCGCCGCCGUCUGGCCCCUCAUCCCCGGACACGACGAAGCGGACGGCACGCGCCGCUACCCCGUCGCGGCCAUAGUUGCGAACCUUGCGAAGCCGGCGACCACGGAGCAGCCCGCGCUCAUAACCCACGCAGAUAUGGUGAUGUUCUUCCACGAGAUUGGACACCUCUUCCAUGAGCUGUUGAGCCACACGCGCUUCGCGCGAUUACAUGGGACGACGGUUGCGCUCGACUUUGGGGAGGCGCCGUCGCAGAUGCUCGAGAAUUGGUGCUACGAGCCGAAGGUGUUAGCGCGUAUGUCCAGCCACUACGAAACCAAGAAGCCGCUCGACAGUGAACUCAUCCAGAAGAUCAUUCAGAGUCGAUACGUCAACGUGGGACUGUUCUACCUAAACCAGGUUUCCUUCUCUGCAUUUGAUCUCAGAGUGCACAUGGACCAGGAGCAAGCCGACCUCACGCAGCUCUGGAAUGAACAACGAGAGUCUAUCGCCCUUCUCAAGGGCAGCGGGCUUCACGGCGGACCUGGUGCGUUCGGUCACAUUGCUGGUGGAUACGACGUCGGAUAUUAUGGAUACCUGUACUCGCUCGUCUUCGCAGCGGACAUGUACGCGACAGUGUUCAAGGCGGAUCCGCUCGACCCUGAGCGCGGGCGUCGCUAUCGCGAGCUGGUGCUCCGCCCAGGCAGCAGCAAGGACGAGAUCGACUUGCUCAAGGACUUCCUUGGUCGCGAGCCCACUUCUGAUGCGUUCAUCAACCAACUGUUUGGGGGGUCUUCUGCUUAG